Messenger RNA from Notolabrus celidotus (New Zealand spotty), 793 nucleotides. It is a transcript of the gene stmp1, whose product is annotated as short transmembrane mitochondrial protein 1. The record is from RefSeq and is a predicted model, not a curated record. The transcript is spliced from 3 exons. The coding region runs from base 151 to 291 and encodes 46 amino acids. Lineage: Eukaryota; Metazoa; Chordata; Actinopteri; Labriformes; Labridae.
UCGCGCAUGCGUAUACUCAAUGUUGAUGACUGACAGGCAAGCUUCCGCAGCAGAGAAGACUGGUCGGCUUGCUCUGUAUCACCUCUAACUUACUGCCUGAUUUUCUGUCAGUAAGUUAGGUUGCUGUUGCCACUGCGUCCUUAUUUCAUCAUGCUACAGUUUCUGGCUGGCUUCACCUUGGGGAAUGUUGUGGGGAUGUACCUGGCUCAAAACUACGAUGUUCCCAACAUAGCCAAGAAAAUUGAUGCGUUUAAGAAAGACGUGGAGGCCAAAAAGAAGCCCCCAGAGUGACCAAAGUGGGACCAUGGUCCAAGCAAGAAGAGACGGAGUCUGCAGAGAAACUAUUUAUUUUACAGGGUUACUGUUUAAAGACUAAAUAUUUGCUAAAAGGAUUGAUAAUGUAAAAUAUAUAUGAGAAUAUUAACAGUGCCUGGAACCGCAUUUGUUUCUCCCAGUAGAGUUUGAGGCACGUUCCAUGAAGCCUAUUUUUAUAAGACAGAUUGCGCAAAGACUGGAUUAAGAGAGUUUUUCAGCUAAGUAGUGUGAUAACUUGAAGUCUAGUAUUAUGGCACUGUUGGCUGGCCUUUAUCUGGAAUGCACUGUGGUGUUUUCACCUCCACUUGUUCAUUGUGUAUAAUGUUCUCCAAAGUUAAUAUUAAUAGAACACAGAAUUGCACAACAUUUUGAGAUCUUCCUUCAUAAUUUUCCAAUUCAUCUGUUUAAACUGCCAAAACUUUUUAUGACACAAGUCUGAAUCAUUCAGCUUCCAAUAAAGUUGCUGGUCAAAGUUGAA